Seminavis robusta is the source of this 2074-nucleotide messenger RNA. The record is from the annotation of a GenBank genome assembly. NCBI's taxonomy places the organism in Eukaryota, Bacillariophyta, Bacillariophyceae, Naviculales, Naviculaceae.
UCCAAAAAAGAUACCAUUUUGGUAAACACGAGUUCCCCAUGACCAAAAGCUGGGAAUGAGUGAGACAUGCGAAAGAGGUCAGCAAAAUUUUCAACCUCAUUCGACGAAAGUCGAAAGAACACCCAGGCAACAAAAACAACGACGGAAUAGGUUACUCGUGUAUGCUUGUAUGGUAGCCAUUAUUGAUGAUUGACCAUGGUGUCCUCUUCGACGCCUCCCAGCCGCGCCAAGAGAAGAAGCUCCUCCCAUGUAAACCAUCGAACGGCGUGCACUCGACCGGACCGUCGCUUGGAUCUUCGUGCCGCUCGACUAGAACUGGGCGAUCUCAUUGAUUGGAAGUCUCCCGACCAGUCUUCCGCCGAUGCCGAACUCUACUCCAUUAGCACAGAACAAGAACAACGCGUCCUAGAAUUGCUACGAACGCACAAUACAUUGGCGUCGGAAUCCUUUUCCGACUGUCGACCCCUCAAGAACAAGUAUCCGCCAUUGGCAUUUCUCGUGGAAAAGAAUGCCUCUCUGCCGUGUAUCCGAGAAGUCUUUGCCAUGUUUCCGGGCGCCAUUCACUACAAGGAUCGAUGGGGAAAUACACCUCUACAUUUUGCCUGCAUGGCUCGAGCCAGUGCCGCUGCUAUGGAAUUUCUCGUCGAACGGGAUCCCGAUGCCAAGGCGUUGCCCAAUCGAGUCGGAUAUUGUCCCCUUCAUUUCAUCUUGUCGGGACGCAGUGGAAGAGAAUUGACGCGACAACAUAUUGAUGUCCUCUUGCCCCGAGCGCAACAGUCCUUGCUCAUGACCAACGAUUUGGGACUCACGCCAUUGGAUUUGUCGCUCAAAAGCAAUCUAUCUGCCACGGCAUUGGAGUAUCUGUUUCAAGUUGCAUCGGACAGUCGAACUAUUUCGUCCUUUUCCGUUCCCGCGCGGACUGACGAUGGUCGCUUUGGAUUGAAACAUGCCCGGGCUCUGGCCAAUCUACUUCCCACCUUGACCACAUUUACAUACACGCAAUGUCAUGGGAAAAUGUGGACCAACAAGGCAUUUUGUCAUUUAGUCAAAGCCAUGGGGUGCAGUACUCAAUUAGAAAAGGUAGUGAUGGAUGUCCCACGGAGAAUACUCAUUACCGAUCCCGAUGCACAACAAGCUCUGCAAGAAAUGAUGGCCAAUGCACCUAAUCUACGAGAAUUGACACUGCGGAAUGAAGAACGAUCCGGGAUACUUCAUCAUGUGGAAGACGAAUAUGGCGAUGACGGAUGGAUCGCCGCCUUGGUGCGAGGCUUUGAGAUCAACCAAACCCUGGAACAAUUAGUCCUCUACGGAGUCUGUCUCCAGAAUGCGACACCACUCAUGAACCUUUUGUCGGGGCCACAUCAGCCCCAAACAUUGCAUCUAUUGGGUCUCACUGUACUGAGCGACCUCGAUAAUAUUCAACAGUAUCAAGACCUGAGCAAGUGUCGGUGUGAAACAAUCCUCCUCGAAGGACCCAACUGGGACCAUCAGCUACUACCACAACUGGGCCAAAUGCCACGGCUUGCACGACUACGGAUUGCCUACACGGGACCCUCAGAUUUGUCCGUUCCACUGGCUUUGCUGAUACAACAAAGUCCCUCCUUGAGGCAUUUGGAAGUCUCGGCAGGAUGUUGUGUCAAGAACCAAGACAGGCUCGUAGAUGCCUUGCAGACCAGUGUAACGCUGGAAAAAUACACUUACGCAAACGGCAUGAAUCGAGAAUCCAAGGCGAGGAUUGCCUAUUACACCAAUCUGAACAAGUACGGAAGGAAACAAGCAAGUGCUUCCAAUUUCUCCAAGUUAGAUUUCGUCAAUAUGCUGGGUGCUGCUGCCGAAGAUGAGGACUUGAAACCAUUUUGGCGACAGAUCGAUCUGUUCAACAUCCACUUUGGGUUGCUCAGUCUAAACCCCAGUCUUUGGAUUGGCGGACAGAGAGGAUGUGAACGACAUGAACAUGAACAAGAGCUAAUGAUUCUGUGCUAAGAGAGAUAGUGCAGUACGUCACUAAAUAAUCUACACAACUACAUGCAAAUAGUGUUCCUAGUAGUUAAGUUGGUUCAGUUUCAUUCCCCAC